AUGGCGCCACUGGGCAAACGGAAAAGAAGGGAGUCGGGCCCGAGAAAAGAAUACCAAAGACCUCGUCAACUCAAACGAAAAAGAGAGGAAGAGGACAUUGAAUCACUCUCUCAACGGGUGGCUGACCUCGAUCCACGGUCUGCAGUACCGUCCGACAACUUCGCCGAUCUUCCACUCUCACAAACCACGCAGGAUGGCCUUUCAUCCUCACAUUUCAAGACCCUCACAACCAUACAGGCCCGGACUAUACCUCUUGCCUUACAAGGUCUCGAUAUUCUCGGUGCUGCAAAGACAGGCUCUGGCAAAACGUUAGCAUUUCUCGUUCCCGUCCUCGAGAACCUGUAUCGUAAGAGAUGGACGGAAUACGAUGGCCUGGGUGCCCUCAUCCUAUCCCCGACUCGCGAGCUCGCCAUCCAAAUUUUCGAGGUCCUCCGCAAGGUCGGUCGCAAUCAUACAUUUUCUGCUGGUCUGGUCAUUGGAGGCAAGAGUUUACAAGAAGAGCGAGAAAGACUGGCACGAAUGAAUAUUCUGGUCGCUACACCUGGUCGGAUGCUUCAACACAUGGAUCAAACGGCCGAGCUGGACAUUGGUAACCUACAGAUUGUUGUACUUGAUGAGGCGGAUCGAAUAAUGGACAUGGGCUUUCAGACAACGAUCGACGCACUCCUGGAACAUCUUCCACCGGAUCGACAGACGCUGAUGUUCAGCGCUACUCAGACCAAGAAAGUCUCUGACCUGGCUCGACUCUCCCUCAAAGAGCCCGAGUUUGUCUCCGUCCACGAAACUGCCGAGAGCGCAACUCCCUCGGGGUUGCAGCAGAACUAUAUUGUGACGCCUCUGCCGAACAAACUCGAUACGUUAUGGUCAUUUAUCCGUGCAAAUACCAAAAAGAAGAUUCUGGUCUUCCUGAGUUCCGGAAAACAAGUACGAUUCGUCUACGAAUCGUUCCGACACCUCCAGCCGGGUCUUCCCUUGAUGCACCUGCACGGACGCCAGAAGCAGACCGCUCGUCUGGACAUAACGACAAAGUAUUCAAACAGCAAACAUGCCUGCUUAUUCUCCACCGAUGUCGCUGCCCGAGGCCUCGACUUCCCCUCUGUCGACUGGGUUGUUCAAGUAGAUUGCCCCGAAGACGCCGAGACAUAUAUCCAUCGUGUAGGUCGGACUGCAAGAUUCGAGCGCGAUGGUCGUGCUGUGCUCUUCCUCGACCCUAGUGAAGAGGAGGGGAUGCUUGCCGCAUUAGAGAAGAAGAAGGUUGCUCUGGAAAAGAUCAAUGUGCGGGUGAAGAAGAUGCAAAACACCAUCCGCAAUCAACUGCAGAACAUGUGCUUCAAGGACCCAGAAUUGAAAUAUCUGGGUCAAAAAGCGUUCGUCAGUUACGCGCGCAGCGUACACAUUCAAAAGGACAAGGAGACGUUCAACCUUAAAAAGCUCGACUUGGAAGGCUUUGCCGCAAGUCUCGGCCUGCCUGGUGCGCCUCGGGUAAAGUUCGUCAAAGGUGAAGACGCAAAAGCCAGGAAGAAUAUGCCGCGACAACUCCUCGCUGCUCUCGAAGGCAGCGACACAAGUGGCGACGAAGAUGAGGGUGACAACAAAGCUAAACAGAAGCAAAAGGCGGUUCGAACAAAGUACGACCGCAUGUUUGAACGCCAAAAUCAAGACGUACUCGCGGCACAUUACACAAAACUUAUCGAAGAUGAUGACGAUGAAGAUCAAGAUGCAGCUCGUGAUCCGUCCUCUAGAGCUGCCAACAAUAAUGAAGAUGACGAAGACGAGCCCGACUUUCUCUCCGUCAAACGACGAUUCGUAGCCGGCGACGAAGCGCUCGGUCACGACUCCUCUCCAUCCGCGUCGGAAUCCGAUACAGAAAAUGAAGAUCCCAUGGGUAACGGGACACGGUCGAAUUCUAAACCGGGCAAAAAGGAGAUCCGCACGGUCAAAUUAUCCGACAAGGCCGAGCCUCUGAUCAUCGACUCCCACCGGCGCGAGAAACUCCUCUCGUCUCGCAAGAAGCUUCUCAAGUACAAAGGACACGGAGCCCACCUGACGUUCGACAGCGACUCGGACACGCCCAAGGACCGCAAGGCGUACCGCGAUGAAAGCACCUUUGGACCCGACGCGGCACAACGGGAGAAACAAGAAUUCUUGGAACGCGAGCGCGAACGAGCCAAAGAGAUGGACGAAGUCGACAAGGAGAUUGCACGGCAGAAGAAGCGCGAGAAGAAGGAACAACGCAAACAGCGAGCGAGGGAGUUGCGUGAGCAAGAACGAACAGGGGGCGCCGAGGAGGACGAUGAUGGUGUACAGCUUGUGCCGUAUGACGAGGAUCAGGGCAAGAGCGUGUACGAUGACGAGGAUUAUAGUAGUGAUGGGGAGGAGGCGGAGGAGGCCAAUGAAGAGCGGCGGUUUGGACAACCUCAGCUUGGAAAGGCAGGAGUUGAAGCGAAGAAACGGCCAAAGAAGUGGUUCGAGGAUGCUUCCGAUUCGGAAGAUGACGAACGUGCCGUGAAGAGCGGCGGUGCUGGUGCCGGUAAGCGCAAGAAGAACCGCAAUGGCGCCGGUCUCGAGGUCAUCGAUCAGCCUGAGACACUCGAGGAUCUUGAAGCUAUGGCUUCUGGACUUCUCGCCAGGGGGUGA
This is a messenger RNA of Exophiala spinifera, 2637 nucleotides long. RefSeq lists its product as uncharacterized. The record is from RefSeq and is a predicted model, not a curated record. Bases 1 to 2637 code for a protein of 878 amino acids. Gene Ontology annotation, molecular function: ATP binding; nucleic acid binding; RNA helicase activity. Gene Ontology annotation, biological process: rRNA processing. The transcript has a single exon. NCBI's taxonomy places the organism in Eukaryota, Fungi, Ascomycota, Eurotiomycetes, Chaetothyriales, Herpotrichiellaceae. Gene Ontology annotation, cellular component: nucleus.